AUGGCUAAACUGGCCUCCUCAGUCCUAAACACAGAUGCGCAGGCUGUUUCACCAGAGCCCUCAUUAACUCCUGAAGGCUACCUCCAGCUACCACUCAGCCACCUUCUGUGCCAAGACAACCCACACCUGUGCCAGACAACGCUCCGAGCCUUCUUCAAGCCACGCAGCCAACGCAGUAUGUACCCUCCUAUCCACACACAGAGUACGAAUACACUCAUGAUGCAGUCGCACUCGGACAAUCAUGCAGCUCAGCUUCCUCCUGCAGUUAUGACUACACAAUCUAAUGUCGCACCCAUAAUGACCUCCGCCUUGUCUCCACCGAUGUAUGGCCAGCCUUUACCGUCUGCACUACAGACACUGCCAGCCCAAGGUCAACCAGCAGUCUCCCAGCCAUUCUAUCCAUCAUUUCAGCCCCGUGAUCUUCCACCAUUUGGAUCAGAUAUGCUGAUUGCUUCCACUUACGGUAUUCCCAGGCCUACCCUGCCUUAUUUUGAGAGUGGACGUGAAAGCGACUUUGCCCUGCUGAAGAUGGCACUCGACAACCUCCUGAGUACCCACACUCACCUCAGUGAACAGUAUAAGUAUCAGGUACUACUCGGUCAGCUGAAGCACGCUAGCGCACUCCAACUUGCUAAAGCUCACAUGUACCACCCACAGCCCUACACCACGGCCUUGAAAGCUCUUCAAGACAAGUACGGCCAACCACGGCAGCUCGUUCAAUCUGAACUGGGUACAAUAUUGAGCAUGCCAGCUUUCAAACCAGGAGACUUUGCUGCAUUCGACUCCUUCGCCCUGGCGGUGCAGUCAUUGGUUGGAAUGCUAAGGUCACUUGAGGGUCAUAACAGUUACGAGCUGAUGUGUGGCUCUCACGUUGAUCGCCUGCUGAGCAAGAUGCCGCCACACCUCCGUGACAGCUUUGUGGAAUACUGCCUGACCCGUGGUAUCCUUCAGACAGAUGUUCAGCUUCAGGAAUCUGCAUUCAUUGAAGCGAUUAUUACCGACUCUCCAGCCCCCGAUGCUUCCCAGUUUCUGUCACGGGAUGCCCUCAAACCUGCCCAACGGCUUAAACGCGUCCGUACUACCGCCUCGAACCGGCAGGUCUCUCGUUUCCACUGGACGGUUCUUUCACCUGAACUCUCCCAAAUGACGUCUCUGUCGCCGAAACUGUCCAGCGGCGCCGCGGUGAAGAUCCGCGUCAACAGUCUAGACCUGGGCACCACCAAAUGGAAGGAGGGAACGUUCGAGAUCCAGGAGAAGGACAACAAGGCCAGUCUGUGUCUGCGCUUCAGCUGCGGAGGAGCCGCCAAAACAUUCCAGCUCAGUCAGAACGUGAAGAAAGUGGCUCCUCAUCUCAAUAAGAUCACGCUGACCCUGAAGGACAACAGUGUGAUCUUUCUGGACAAACUGCCUCAGACUCUGGCCCAGAAAACCAAAGACUAUCUGGAGAAACUCCGGCUCGGGAAACCAGUGUUAAAAACUUCGUACGGAAGCGCUAACUUCAGCGUCCUGAGCAACCGCACUGUGAAGAAUGACUCCACUCCCCCAGGAGAGAGACAGUCGGCUCCUCGGCGUCAGAGCUCCGAGACCCGGGACGACUCCACUCCUCGUAAACCUCUGGGCAGCCCAAGCCGAGCCUCCUCUAUGCCCACACGCCCUCUGUCUGAGAACAGGAGCGAGAAGAGGAAGCGGCUGAUGAACUCUGAAAGUGACCUGACUGAAGACUAUCCCAAAGAGAACGACUCCUCCAGCAACAACAAGGCCACAGCGGAUCCAUCCAGGAAGUUUCUCCAGAGCUGCAAAGACAAACUGAAGCAGCAAGAGGAGAACAGAAACUCUGCUUCUCUGGCUUCGACUCCUCUGCAGCCGACGUCGUUCUAUGGAAGCAGAUCUGUGACCAAAGACUACGGACAGAGCCCCUCUUUCCUCGACCGUCCGUCGGCCGCCUCGCAGUCGUCCUCCGUUAAGAGAAGUCUUCUGUUGCCGAACCACUCGACUCCGUUCAAAAAGGUGCGACCGUCUCUGGACUACGGCGGCUGGAACAAACCCAGACCCACGACUCUGGCUCAGCCGCAGCCUCCUCUGCAAGGGUUCUCCAACUUAGGAAACACUUGCUACAUGAACGCCAUCCUGCAGUCGCUGUUCAGCCUCCCGUCUUUCUCCAACGACAUGUUAAAGCAGAGCAUCCCCUGGAAGAAGGUGCCCAUCAACGCUCUGCUCAGGCGUUUCGCUCACCUCAUGGCCAAGAAGGACGUGGGCUGCCCCGAGACCAAGAAGGAUCUACUCAGAAAAGUCAAGAGCGCCAUUUCCUCCACGGCCGAGAGGUUUUCAGGAAACAUGCAGAAUGACGCACAUGAGUUCCUGAGCCAGUGUCUGGACCAACUGAAGGAUGACGUGGAGAAGAUGAACAAGAGUGAGACGUCUGCAGCAGCGGGAGACGGCAGCAGCUCGUGUGCCUCACUGAGGACUGAACCCGGAGAGGAGACCGAGACCUCACGCAUCUACACCUGCCCUGUGGCCGUCAACAUGGAGUUCGAGGUCCAGCACACAAUCACCUGCAAAUGUUGUGGUGAAGUUGUGACCAAGAGAGAAGUGUUUAACGACUUGUCCAUCGACCUUCCCCGGAGGAAGAAGACUCUCCCGCUGCGCUCCAUCCAGGACUCUCUGGACCUGUUCUUCAGAAUGGAGGAGAUCGAAUACUCGUGCGAAAAGUGCAACGGGAAAGCAGCAACUGUGACGCACAAGUUCAGCAAACUACCAAGAGUCCUGAUCCUGCACCUGAAGCGGUACAGCUUUAAUGCUCAGCUCUCUCUAAACUCUAAACUGGGACAACAGGUGGUGAUCCCCCGUUUCCUCACACUGACCUCCCACUGCGCAGAGUCCACACGAGCCCCCGUCAGCCUCAACUGGACCUCGGCGUCCAGGGCCCUCAAAAGCUCCCAGGCGCCUGUCUCUUUAAUCCAGCGGAGAGUGGGAGGGAAAGCAGCCGGGUCGUCUCUGCUCCUAGACUCAGACGGAGAAGACGAGCCGAGCAGAAGGAUCACGCUGAGUCGAAAGAGACGUCCGAGCUGUAGCCUGACGGAGGAGAGCGAGGAGCGAGCGGACGAGGCCCCUGCGGUGAUGGACUCGUCAGACUUCAGCCUAAACGAUGAAGAGAUGUUGGCCGCGGUGCUGGAGAUCAGUCGGCAGGAGGUGGGGCUGGGGGCGGAGCCAGAGGAGGGGCCCAGCAGCAGUCCAGACACCGGCUUUGGGGACGCAGACCCUGGACCAGAGACCGCACCAGAGACCAGACCAGAACCAGGGCCAGAGAUGGUCUAUCACACAGAGAUGGAGACGGACCGGCCGCCUGCAGACGUGCUGGACUCUCUGGACCUCACUAUGGAUGAGAACAAGGAGAACCAGACCCCAGAGGCUCAGGAGCUGGACUGGGUCCAACAGUACAGUCUGGAGCAGGAGAGAGAGGAGCAGGAGCUGCAGCAAGCUCUGGCCCAGAGUCUACAAGAACACGAGGCGCAGGAGAUGAGAGAAGACGACGACCUGAAGAGGGCGACAGAGCUCAGUUUACAAGAGUUCAACAGUUCUCUUCCGGAGCUGCUGUAUUCAGACGACUCUGGAAACGAGGACGUGUUGGACAUGGAAUAUACUGAAGCUGAGGCCGAGACCCUGCGACGGAACGCUGAGAGUGGAUUCUUACCAAACUCCUUCCGUCUCAUCAGUGUGGUCAGCCACAUCGGCAGCAGCUCCUCCUCAGGUCACUACAUCAGCGACGUGUUCGACAUAAAGAAGCAGUCGUGGCUCACCUACAACGACCUGGACGUGUCCCGGACACAAGAGGGCGCUGUGCAGAGAGACAGGGACCGCAGCGGAUACAUCUUCUUCUACAUGCACAAAGACGUGUUGGAGCAGCUGUCGGAGUCAGAGAAGACUGGGCCCAGUUCCACAGACGCAGCCAGAGCCGUGCUACAGCCGCUUUAG
Molecule: messenger RNA, 3972 nt
Organism: Knipowitschia caucasica
Lineage: Eukaryota; Metazoa; Chordata; Actinopteri; Gobiiformes; Gobiidae
Source: the annotation of a GenBank genome assembly